GGAAAGAAAGAAUUAACAUGGCGUCUCAGAAUAUUCCACUGUACACCCUCGAAAAUACUACUACUUCUGGUCCUCAGACUGAGUUUGCACAGGGAGAUAUAAACAAGGUUUUAUCUACCACAGCUGCUGGGCUUUCGAUAAUCGGAGCCCUUGUCAUCAUAAUCACAUUCGUGAUGUGGCCCGAUUUGAGAACAAACUCACGCAAUAUUAUCUUGUUUAUAUCAAUCGGCGAUCUUUUCGUUGCAAUCACGAACAUCGUCGGCGUUUAUGGACACUCUCAUAAUUUAACGUGCGAAAUUGAAGCAACAUUAAACAUCGUGGCUAUUUUGUCGUCGUUCUUUUGGACUGUCUUCUUGUCGGUUUACUUCUACGUGACUAUUUGCAGGAAAAUCUCAUUGGAGAUGGAGGCUCGAAUGAUGAGGUUUUUCCACGUAACAGCUUGGGGGAUUCCUCUCUUAUUAGCAGCAAUAGCCCUUGGCGACAGAGCAGUAGGAAAUUCAAACGAUUUCGUGUCUUCAGGGUGGUGUUGGAUAAAAUACAGGCAAGAUUGGUGGAAGAUGAAGUUGUGGAUGUUCCUUGCCGGAAAGGGCUGGGAGAUCUUAGCUUAUGUUACCAUUUGUGUGUUUUAUGUGUUGGUCAAGUUGCAAAUAAGGCGAGAGGUACGAAUGAUUUAUAGGAUGAAAUGAUAGGAUAGAAGGGGAAUUAAUACAAAUAAGAAUUGAAAAUAUAGUCCUUCGUGUUCAAUUGAUUUAUAAUGGUAAUUGAACUGAGUGGAGUGCAAUUUGUACAGGUAAUCACAUGAUUUCGAGUGCAACUUGGAACUAAUAAGCACGAGUAAAUUUUUUCAAAGGCUAACAUAGCUUUAGCUUUAAGAUAGCUUUAAAAUCUCUUUGAUAGGGAGUCAACAUGCGUAAACUACGUGCAAAAAUAAAUUAUUCAAAUGCCGCAAAUAUCAUCACAAGUGCAGUCAAAACAACAUUUUGCUCGAUGUUUUUAAAGUUUGCAAGCUGCAGAAACGGGCUGAACAGUUCAUGGAAUUGUUCAGUGUGUUUGAAUUAAAGAUUUUGGGUUAUUACCUCAAGUUUUCCACUCUUCCAGAGAAUUUCUUCUUCUUGCCCCUCUCAUACUUGUUGAGCUUUGUUUGGGCGCUUACCACGGCCAGCCAAGCGAAGCUGUUUCUCUUUGUCCUCUAACACCUCUUUGGACGAACUAAAUUCUCAGUCACAUACAAUGGACAGGGUGCAGCCUCUGUUCUUUAAGUGUCUAUCAAGCAAUGCCAUCAUUACUUUAAGGCUUUCUGGUUCAUAAUCUUCACCUUUUUAUUUCGGCAUAGAAAUGCUCGAGCAAAGUGUCAAGCUCAGCCGGCUCAUAAUUUUCUAUUUCAUCAGUACUUUCGUUAUCUACGCACCAAUUCUUCCAGACAGAGAGCCAAAAACCAGUGCUUUUCCCCGUGUUUUCGUUUUUAGAACAGUUUUUAAGCUCCUCUAAAGUUGUUUCGGUCGCAAAAGCAAAUGCACUGCAAACACCAACCAUUGCGGCUUUUGCUCGAAACUGGUCCGGAGCGGAUCCAAUUUUUGCGCCUUUUAGAAGGCGCAUUUGAUUGGUUCUCAGUGAGUUCCUUUGUUUAUUAGCCAAUCAGAAUGUCACGUUUGUUACUCUUUUCUGCAAUAAAUUACCUUUUUUCUGCACUCAAUUACCUUCUUUCUGCACUCUGUUACCUAAAAACUGCAUUUCUGUUAGCCAAUCACAAUCGAGAAAUUUCUUCAUGUAUAUUAUUAGGUCUGAAGUCAUACAAGUGAUUUCAAAAUGGGACAAGCAUGCAGCCCAGGUUCAAUUUGAAAUCACAAGUAUGAUUUCAGUCCAAAAUUGCACUCCACUCGUGCUAAAGAAAUGGUGCAAUUUAAAACAGAAAGGAAAUGAAAUGAAAUGAUGCAAUUUAAUUAAUGGAUUGGUUUUCUGAUAUUGGUUUGUAUCUAUUGAACAUGCUGGGAAAUAGAUAUAUGAAAAUUCAUUGAAAACAAUGCAAUAUUGCAAGGCUUGGCUCUUAAACUCAGUAGCUCCAAAUGAAAUCCACAGUGCAUAGUAUUAUUUUAAUUUUUACACAAACUAUUAGAUUUCCUUACCACCUGUAGUUAAAAGUACCUCAUUGUAACCAUCAGGUGUUGCUAUCUCUGUAUUACCUCCCUUCAACUUCCACCCCCUCUCCACCUCCAGGGAAGGUACUCCAGAUUUCAAGUGACAGGGAUGAUCGAAUAAUGGCAAAAAUCAAAACCCAAAAAAAAACCCCGACCAAAAAUUAAAACCCCAAAAAACUCCCAUGCAGAAUCCGAGUCUAAGAAAUUCCAGAAGGCAUCAAAUGAUAUAAAACAAAAAAUAAAAACAUUGUAAAUUGAAUGUUUGUGUUUGUUUUUUCAUCAUACCAAUAUCUGAAAUUAUCAUUUGCAGACUCUACCAUGAAUCUUCAGAUUGUUUUGAAUGCCAAAAAAAAUCCUUACUUAAAUCAAGCCACCACUGGAAUCGAAAAUUUCAAACCCAGAAAAAUCCUCUGAUCAUUCCUCCUGGGCUUGAUUGGCCUUAACUUAAGUAAGGUUGACCAAAAUUAGAGCUUGGUUUGUCCCAUGAAAAGUUUGACUAGGCCUUAAUUUUUAAUACUGAAAAGGUUGUUCUCCUGCCAUGGUGAAAACAAUAGCUGAUUAACAACAAAUUCCAAAACUCAGAGCAAAAAAAAUUAAAUAUUUUGUUUGAAAUAUCACUCAAACUUCAUCAGCGAUUGUAAAAUGAGUGAGAUUUGGAUACAUAAUUUAAAUGUUAGAAGUACAAUGUUUUAUCAACUGAAAUUUUGACUAGGCAUAUUUUAUUAAUUUAUAUGGUUUUGUACUACACGAUGGUGUAGCACUCUUCAGGUUAAAUAGCCUAAAUUAUAUAUGUUAUGUAUUCCCAAGAAAGGAAUUGUAAAAGGCCAGGUGUUCUCUUGUUCCUCAUUAGAGAGGGUUUUCUCUGUUUGAUAGCAAUGCCUUUUGACACCCCACCUAAUGGCUUAAAACUUUAACAUUGUGUGUCAAUAAUAUUCAUCAUACAUCAUUUUUGUUUUGAUUGAAGCUAACUGUUAUCUUUAUUCCAUCCAACUAUCAAGCAUUUGUCAGUCACCUUCUAAGAGAGCGUCUCCAAUUGGUGUUUUAAGAUUUAGGAGUGGAGAUGAAUAAUAAUGAUAAGUUCUAGAGUUCAACAAUUUUGCUAUGUGGAAUUCAGGAAUUUCUUUUUUUUUUGUUUUAAUCACUGAUACCCAGUAAGAACAGUGAGCUGCGGUAAGCUAUGUCAAUACUAAAAUUAAAAACUGAGUUGUUUUCUGAUUCUUAUAUAGAAGUGAAUAUGGAUUCUCUUUAGCCCUUUAACUGCAAGAAGUGAUUAGCAUAUAACUUCUCCUUUUUACGUUUAAUACCUUGUCCAACAGAUAGGGGGAGAAUAGGCAAAUUUAUCAGCCAAAGGAUACCAUAUUGAUAUAAUCCCAAAUUCUCUUAACUAUUGAGCAGUAAAAUGUAUUACAGCCAGAAAACAGAAUUACUAAUAAGAUCUUGGGAGUCUUUAAAAAAUAUUGCCCAUCACAUCAACUCACCUUCAUCUUUUAUUUUCUUUUUAUUGACUUUCCAUAGAUGAAAAUGGGAAUUGCUUCAGGAGGCCAUUUUUUAACCCUCAAGUCUAUUGAGGUAGUAAAAAAGGCAGAUCGUAAGUUAACAUUCAUACCUGUGGUGUUUAUUUUACUGCGUAUGUGGGGAACCAUAAGAUUUUUCCGUUUCCUGGCUUAUCACCCUGAAAACCCUCCAGCAUUAAAGUGGCUUGUUAUACUUCAUGUAAGUAUGAUGGUGAAAUCUUCUCUUUAUAAUGAAUGAUAUGUCUACUAAACACUCAGAUUCAUUUUAGGCCACAAAGGUUUGGGAUCAGGCAGGUUUUUACUUUAAAAAUCCCUAAUAAAAGUCAACAACACAAGGAUGUUUCACAUUCCCUUUGUGCAUGUUAAAGACAUCAACAAACUAAUACCUCAAUCACCUCAAGUUCUUGACUGCUUAGCAAUCCUCUCAAGUGCUUUCACAAAUCAAUAGUACAUGCUGAACUGUUUACUGUGCAUUUUAUAACAUAACCUAAACUCAGGAAAACCUUUGAAUUUGCUAACACUGAUAGUAGCCCAUAUAUGCCAACUCUCCCAGAUACAGCCCUGUUCUCCUGCUCUCCUGUACAGGUCACCAAAACUCACAGAUAAAAUGGACUUUUGAGCUUUUCUUUGCUUUAGUUUGAAAUUUAGCCCAUUUUUUUUCCUCAUAAUUCAAUCUUUGUUAUUCAUUGUAUGGUUUCUGGGACAUUUUUGCAUGUAGUUAGUCACUGAUGACAAAGAAUAUUUUGUCAUUACAAUGAUAAAAGCAAAUUUUGAGAGCAUUUACGUCAUGUAAGGCUUCAUAAAAUGUCCUAAGCCAUGGCGGCUGGGUCAAUUUGUGGUUGAGCACCUAUUCGAUGCAGAAAUAAUAUUGUAGAAGGAAUGCUGUCAAAAACUUUGUUGAGUGGCAACAAUAACAUGAUCUUUACUGUAACUGAUAAUAACUUUCUCAUUUAUAUUUUAAUCAAUUCCAGGGUAUUGGAGACAGCAGCCAGGGUUUUGCCAACUUUUUCUUAUUUUGUUUGUUCACUGACAAAAUAAGGAAAAAAUUCAGACAAUGCUGUGAGCGGUUCAUACCAAGGUGCAGUGUUGAGGAGAAAGAUCCUAUGUUAGAGAGCACAAACUUGGCAUAUGGGGCAAGAGAUUUCUACGCUUAAAUGGUAUUCUUCAUGUCAUUAGCCAUGACAUAGUUUAGCUAUCCAUUUAUGAUCAACACUGGUAGCAGCAACCAUGUUAUUUAGUUUGCAUCUGCCUUGAAUAGCUUGCAGGGCUUCUGAGAGAAUAAGACCACUUCUCACAUGCAGCCAGAGGUCAGCCUUUUUGUUGGGUACAUGAACCCUCACUCAAGAGCUCUGAGGAACCAUUGGUGUCUGACCAAUCACGUUCAUGGUACCCCAGCUCCAGGGAUCCAAUCUUGAUAAUAUUAUCAAGGAUUAAAUGUGCAUACAGCUUCUCAGCGGGAUGUUCACAUGAUUACAAAAUAAAUUCUGGCACCCUAGAGAUCAGGCAAAUGACAACCUUCUUACACUACUUUACCUACAGUUUCGUUAUCUGACCCCUGAUUGGUUUUUUGCUUGUCUCGUGAAGACAUUCCAGAGAUGUUUCUGGUGUUCAUGGUUUUUUUAAAGUCAAAUGUAGGAAUCAAUACCUUUGUCUUUCCAAUUAUAUUGUACAGCUUUUAAAAAGUGCUAUUAAUAGUUUUGGCUUAAUAAUUAAGAACUAAAGCUUGGCAAUUCACUCAUUUAAGUUAGUUAUUAUAAGUUUAUAAAGGUAACUAAAGAAAUAGUAAUUGUUACUGCUAUUAUUGCUUGUCCACUUGUUUAAGGUAACCAAAAUACUGGGGUAACCAUAACACUCAGCAAGGCCGUUACCCUAACCCCGGGGGGGUAUUCCUGGAAUUCAUGGUAGAGGUGUGCUGCCUAGUUCUCCAAAUCCCG
This is a messenger RNA of Porites evermanni, 5583 nucleotides long. NCBI's taxonomy places the organism in Eukaryota, Metazoa, Cnidaria, Anthozoa, Scleractinia, Poritidae. The record is from the annotation of a GenBank genome assembly.